Messenger RNA from Thalassophryne amazonica, 1819 nucleotides. It is a transcript of the gene paip1, whose product is annotated as poly(A) binding protein interacting protein 1. Gene Ontology annotation, biological process: regulation of translational initiation. Gene Ontology annotation, molecular function: protein binding; translation activator activity; RNA binding. The record is from RefSeq and is a predicted model, not a curated record. NCBI's taxonomy places the organism in Eukaryota, Metazoa, Chordata, Actinopteri, Batrachoidiformes, Batrachoididae.
GCUUCUUGCAGCGCUGAGAAAAAGAAGACUCGGGCGGUUUUAUUAUGGUCCACUAACCAAACAAGCGUCAGGAAGAUUCUUUGGUUGGUUUCAGACGCUGUUAGGUGGACUGUAAGUAGCUAACAAACAGAACAACCAUGAACGAGCAUUUCGACCGAGCUCCGGGUGCAGGCAGAGCCCGCAGUCAAUAUGCAGCUGCCCCAGGCCUCUUUGCUGCUGGGGACGAAGACUCCACAUCAUCGAUUUUAAACCAGAGGCAACCGUUGAGACAGCCGCGAACAUCCCCGCCAUCCGCGGAUAUCAGCGCUAAGGACACAGACAGCGGCGGAGGUUGUGAAAGGCUGAGCAAGCCCCAGCAAAGGGAAAAUGCCACCAGUACUUAUACUGAAGCAUGUAACGAUGUGGAUUCUUUGGUUAAGUCAUCAAAACUUUCAGCCAGUGCUCCAGUGUUUGUCCCCUAUGCUGCUUUUAGUCACAAUGAAGACCCUGCUUUGUAUCUUGAAAAUGAAAAUGAAAGCCAUUACAGCGAACCAACCUUGGCUGAUGCGGUCUCAGACUUCCUUGACCAGCUUGGCACCUCCCCAGGGACCUUUGACUCAGAUGUUGAACAUAUAACUGAUGUGCUAAAUUCUUGGGUUACCACUGAAGAGUUGUUGCAGGAACUGGUAGAGCUGAUUUACAUGCAGUCAACUACUAUUCCAAACUUUGCCUACACCGGAGCCAGGCUUUGUAACUACCUGUCCCAUCAUCCUAUCAGUCCACCAGGUGGAAACUUUCGUCAGCUUCUCCUCCAAAGGUGUCGAACAGAGUAUGAGCAGAAGGAUGUAGCUGUUCUAGGAGAUGAGGAAACUCAGAAAAGAUUUCACUCCUUCGUGCUCUUUCUUGGAGAGCUUUAUCUUCACCUAGAGGUAAAAAGUGGAAAAGGACCUCCACGUGCAGACAUCCUCCUCUGUGCUUUGAAAGACCUGUUGUUGUGUCUGUUUUCCAGUCCUGUGGAUGCCAACCUCAUCUGUGCUGUCAAGCUGCUCAAGCUGACAGGUUCUGUUCUGGAUGACGCAUGGAGUCAAAGUGGAAAACCACACAUGGAAGAGAUCAUCAGUAAAAUAGAAAACAUUCUCCUGGAUGCAGCCUGCAGCAGGGACGUCAGACAGAUGCUUUUGAAACUAGUGGAGCUGCGAUCCAGUGACUGGGGAAGAGUCCGUUCUGCUGCCGCCACUAGCAAUGCCACACCAGACAACGAUCCCAACUAUUUCAUGAAUGAGCCUACUUUCUACACAGAAGAUGGAAUUCCUUUUACAGCAGCAGACCCUGAAUAUGCUGAAAAAUACCAAGAGAUCCUCGACAGGCAGAACUAUUUUUAUGAUUUUUAUGGAGAAGGUGGAAAUGACGUGUAUGACUUUGAAGAUGAUAUGGGGCCUGAGAUUGAAGAAGCUUAUGAGAGUUUUUGUCGAGAGUCGGAAAGGAGACGGCAGCAGUGAUGUGAGACCAGCACUUUGACUUUCUUUCAACCACAACCUACAGGAAUCUUGGUUGUAAUAAACUAAAGGAAUCUAGCAUCAAAAACCAGUAGGUUUGAACUUCUGUUUUACCACACAUGAGCGUCUGGCAGAACGCUUUUUAUGCUACCACUUCCUGCAGUUUUUGUUGCUCAUCAAAUGGGACAAUUGGCAGGAUAGUUGUUCAUAAGGCUGAAACUUUUUUGACUUUUUAAUUUGAGAAAUUUCUAACUUUACCUUAUCCAAUAAAUGCCAGGAUGGACAUGACGUGCUGUGGAUUUUUAGAGCACUUUGUGCAUCAUAGUUGUUGUGAAGGACACGUG